Epithele typhae is the source of this 1098-nucleotide messenger RNA. RefSeq names its product manganese peroxidase 1. The transcript is spliced from 5 exons. The record is from RefSeq and is a predicted model, not a curated record. Lineage: Eukaryota; Fungi; Basidiomycota; Agaricomycetes; Polyporales; Epitheliaceae. Gene Ontology annotation, molecular function: peroxidase activity; heme binding. Bases 1 to 1098 code for a protein of 365 amino acids. Gene Ontology annotation, biological process: hydrogen peroxide catabolic process; response to reactive oxygen species; cellular response to oxidative stress.
AUGGCCUUCGGCACUCUCGCGUCCUUCGUCACCGUCCUCGCCGCUCUUCAGGUCGCCAACGGUGCCCUCACCCGUCGGGUCGCUUGCCCUGACGGUGUGAACACCGCGACCAACGCGGCGUGCUGCAACCUGUUUGCCGUUCGCGACGUCCUCCAGGACCAGCUCUUCGACGGCCGCGAGUGCGGCGAGGAGGUCCACGAGUCUCUUCGUCUGACCUUCCACGACGCCAUCGGUAUCUCUCGCUCGGCGAACGCUGCUGGCAAGUUCGGCGGCGGCGGCGCCGACGGUUCGAUCGCCCUCUUUGAGGACAUCGAGACCAACUUCCACGCGAACGGUGGUGUCGACGAGAUCAUCGACACUCAGCGCCCCUUCGUCCAGAUGAGCAACAUGACCACCGCCGACUUCAUACAGUUUGCCGGUGCCAUCGGUGUGUCGAACUGCCCCGGUGCCCCUCAGCUCGACGUUUUCAUCGGCCGCCCCGACGCGACCAUGCCCGCUCCGGACCUGACUGUCCCUGAGCCGUUCGACACCGUCGACUCCAUCCUCGCCCGCUUCGCGGAUGCCGGAGGCUUCUCGCCCGCUGAGGUCGUCGCUCUCCUCGCCUCGCACACCAUCGCGGCCGCCGACCACGUCGACCCCUCCAUCCCCGGAACCCCCUUCGACUCCACCCCCGGCCUCUUCGACACCCAGUUCUUCAUCGAGACCCAGCUCCGCGGCACGCUCUUCCCCGGCACGGGCGGCAACCAGGGUGAGGUCGAGUCCCCGCUCGCGGGCGAGAUCCGUCUCCAGUCCGACUCCGAGCUCGCCCGCGACUCGCGCACCGCGUGCGAGUGGCAGUCGUUCGUCAACAACCAGGCGAAGAUGCAGUCCGCGUUCAAGGCCGCGUUCCGCAAGAUGACCGUCCUCGGCCACUCUGAGAGCGACCUGAUCGACUGCUCCGAGGUCGUGCAGACGCCCCCGUCCCCCAAGUCCAACGCGCACCUGCCCGCCGGGGCCACCCACAACGACGUCGAGCAGGCGUGCGCUACCGCCGCCUUCCCCACCCUCCCGACUGACCCCGGUCCGGUCACCUCCGUCGCCCCCGUCCCCCCCUCUUAA